AUGCCUGUCCAAUGGAUACGAGAUAGCUUCCUCGGCCAGACUUUGCGUCUAAUCUGUCGACCAUCCUGUUUGGCGUAUGCCGAAGAGCAAGAAGGCUGGAUAGAUACUGUCGAGAUGAAACCCCUACCGCUUAGCAACGAAAAAAUCAUUUGCGUGGAAUGGUAUUCUGCCGAUGACGAAGAGAACCCCCAUAACUGGUCUCAAUUUAAGAAAGCAUAUAUCCUUGGUGUCAUUGGUGCGUACAGCUUUGUGGUCUACAUGUCCGCACCAAUCUACACACCGAGCGAAAAUGCCUUCAUCGAGGAAUAUCAUGUGAACAAAGCCGAAUCAUCCCUAGGACUCGCUCUUUACGUUCUAGGUUACGGUGCAGGCCCCAUGUUCUUCAGUCCCCUCAGUGAGAUCCCGCGUAUAGGCCGUAGCCUCCCAUACGUUAUAUCCUUCAUCUUUUACUGCAUAUUAAGCAUACCCACGGCUUUGAGCCCUUCCGCUACUGGCUUCUACGUUCUUCGCUUCCUCCAAGGAUUCUUCGGAAGCCCUUGUCUCGCUACUGGUGGCGCCUCAAUUGCGGACAUUUAUUCCUCCGAUGUAUUGCCUCAUGCAAUGACGACCUGGGUACUGUCUGUCUUUUGUGCACCUGCUAUUGGUGUGUUAGUGGCUGGGUUUGCCAUCCCAGUUCUUGGAUGGCGGUUCUCAAUGUGGGAGAUCCUGAUCGCCUCUGCUCCAAUCCUCAUCCUCCUUCUACUCCUCCCCGAAACUAGCUCAGCUACAAUCUUACAUCGCCGUGCCCGUUGCUUGGAAAAGAACAACAAACCCGGAACACACAAAUACCAGACAGUGGCUGAUAUCCGUCAAGGAGAUACGUCCUUCCAUGCUGUCCUCCGAGAGUCGCUACUCAUCCCCUCAAAAAUCACCCUUCUGGACCCGGCCAUCCUAUUCCUGAACUGCUACACCUCUCUCACGUACGGCAUUUACUACUCCUUCUUCGAAGCCUUCCCAAUAGUAUACCAAGGAAUAUACGGUUUCAACCUAGGAGAAAUGGGAGUCGCUUUCCUCGCCAUUGUGGUUGGAUCGAUCAUUUCCUUCCUCGUCUACAACUUCUACAUCCACCGCGUCUAUGCGCCAACUGUACGAAGCAGUGGUCUUAAAAAGCCUGAGGAUGUCUUGGUGCCCGCUCUUUUUGCAUGCUUUGGGCCGUCUAUUGGGCUUUUCCUCUUUGGCUGGGCGGCCAGAUCUGAUGUCCAUUGGAUUGUCCCUACCAUCGGCAUUGUCAUCUACCCCGGAUGUGUCUUCAUUAUAAUGCAGUGUGUGUUUCUGUAUAUACCUGCUUGUCAUCCACACUAUGCGGCGAGUGUCUUUGCUGCCACUGACUUUACUCGAAGUGCUUUUGCCUGUGGUUCUGUGAUGUUCUCGCGGCCACUCUACGAGAAUUUGGGUUUGGGUCCAGGGUGCAGUCUCUUGGCUGGGUUAACUAUUGGCUGUGUGGUCGGGAUUCAUGUCCUGUAUCGCUAUGGGGAGGCAUUGCGGCGGAGGUCGAAGUUCAGUCGCGAGAUUUGA
Messenger RNA from Aspergillus welwitschiae, 1554 nucleotides. Its product is annotated as MFS transporter. The transcript has 2 exons. Gene Ontology annotation, molecular function: fluconazole transmembrane transporter activity. NCBI's taxonomy places the organism in Eukaryota, Fungi, Ascomycota, Eurotiomycetes, Eurotiales, Aspergillaceae. Gene Ontology annotation, biological process: xenobiotic detoxification by transmembrane export across the plasma membrane. Bases 1 to 1554 code for a protein of 517 amino acids. The record is from RefSeq and is a predicted model, not a curated record.